UGAUGUUUUAUAGAAAAAUUUUUUUUUGGUGGGCUGCAGGAUGUCACUGUGGGUCUCACUGCUGCCUCAUAGUGCUUGGGCUGUUUGUGCGUAGGUUAAAAAACAAGUUUAGAAGAUGCAUGUUCAUAGUUGUUCACUGUUAAUUGCUAGAAUAUGUAUUCAAAUGUUUAAUACAUUUAUAUGCAAAAUAUGCGUUCAAAUGUUAGACUAUGCAUGAUCAUUAAUGAGUGUGUUUCCUGUUACAGUCCAAAGACAUAUGUGUGAGAUUAAGUGGUCACUCUAAAAUUCCCAGGUUGUUGUACUGCGUGUGGCUGCCCUAAUGGGCUGUAUCCCUCCCAGCAGAGUGAUUUCCUGGAUAGGCUCCGGGCAGUCGUGACCCUGUCAAGGACAAGCGGCGACCGAAAGUGUGAUGGACUGAUUUUUGCUGGUGUUGUUAUGUAUCAACAUAUCAGGUGUUUUCAAAAUGCGUUAUUAGAAUUUAACUAAGUGGGGGGGCAGAAAAAACAGGUGUGAUAAUUGUUGUUAGAAACUGUUUGCGAUGAAGGUGAACAAAGGAACACAGUCACGGUGGGGGAAAGCGGAGGAGCAGUGUGACGGCGUUGAGCGCCACAGCCCGGGAUUCACCUGCACUGCCGCCUCCUGGACGCGCGCGCACCGGGACGCGCUAUAAACUCGCGGCUCUUCAUGAGUCUCAGCCAAAGCAGGGCAGCCGCGCGCAGGCGAGGGGAUGGCGAGCGGAGCGAUGCUCCUCCUGAGCACCACCGUCCUGUUCGGACUCCUGCUCGCAGCCGCUGGAACCGUGGGCCGGACCCGAGCUGCGGGCACAGCCGACGCGGACAGGGAUACCGAGAGCGACGCGGAGAGUCCGUGCGAGGUGAAAACGGUGACCGUGUCCACCCUGCCCGUGCUGCGGGAGAACGAGUUCAGCUUCACCGGCGGCGGCGGCUCGGGGGGCAGCGUGGCCGGAGGAGGAGGAGCGGCGGACUCUCGGCUUCUUCUGCUGGUCCGGACGGACGUACCUGGAAGGAUCUCUGUUCUGGAUGACCUGGACAACACCGCUCUCCCCUAUUUCACAUUAGAGAUGUCUGGCACGGGGGCAGAGAUCUCCCUGGUGCACUGGAAGCAGCAGUGGUUGGAGAACGGGACACUCUACUUCCAUGUGUCCAUGACCAGUGCCGAGCAGUUGGCCCAGGCCACGGAGCCCACGGCGCGUCAGCCGGCACACAUCCUGCAUGAGCAUGCUCACCUGCUGCAUGUCUCCGUCAUGGGAGGCCUGAUUGCCUUACUGCUGCUGGUCCUACUGUUUACCAUGGUGGUGUACGCACGCCGCCGCUGGUGUGGCCAACGCCGUGUGCCCCAGAAGAGUGCCAGCACUGAGGCAACACAUGAAAUCCACUACAUCCCUUCGGUGUUACUAGGCCCUCAAGCCCGUGACAGCUUCCGCAAUGCUCGCCUGCAGCCGCAAGACACUGCCGUCACCGUGCCCAUCCGUGAGACGCCCAUCCUUGAUGACUACGAUGGUGAGGAAGAUGAGCAACUGAGCCGGCAUGCAAGUCAGCUGCAUGACCACCUUUGUGGCCGACCAGUCGAUUGCAAGAGGGAGGAGAACUUCGGUAGCCAGGUGACACGCACCAUGGAUAGCUUAUGCAAAGGGGAGGAGAACCAUAAACGCAGCCUGGACAAGGGAGUGAUUGAGCCCAAACAAGAGACAGUCGAGACCUUGGUGCUGAAGUUCAAGGAGAGUUUCCGUGCCAACACGCCAGUAGAGAUAGCACACUUGCAACAGGUCACACGCAGUGCCUCUACUGGCAGGAAGAGGCGACACAGCCGGUCCAAAGGAGGAGGAGUUUUUGGCCAUCCGGGAGACUCGGGAUCAGAGGCAGAUGAUGAGACACCAAUAAAGUUCUACACAGAGCAACAGAGGGGGCGAAGGCGGAGCAAAGGUGCGGCUCGUAGCCCUGUGAAUAAACCCACUCUGACACUGAUCACCAUCAGCACCUGCAUCCUAGCAGCUGUGUACAGCAGUCAGCUGUCCUGCCCCCUCACGGUGAAGGUGACCCUGCACGUCCCAGAGCACUUUGUUGCUGACGGAAGCAGUUUCGUUGUAAGCAUGGGAAGUUACCUGGAUGUGUCAGACUGGUUAAAUCCAGCCAAGCUGAUCCUGUACUACCAAACCAACUCCACCUCCCAGUGGGUAAGAGACUACUGUGGACAGAGGACCACCGACCCAUGUGAGCACCUCUGCGACCAGGACACAGGUGAAUGCAGCUGCCAUGAAGGUUAUGCCCCCGACCCAGUGCACAAACACCUCUGUGUGCGGAGUGAUUGGGGACAGAAUGAAGGCCCUUGGCCGUAUUCAAACCUUGAAAAGGGCUAUGACCUUGUCACUGGCGAGCAAGCACCAGAGAAAAUAUUCAGAUCCACCUAUGGUCUUGGGCAAGGCCUUUGGCUCCCAGUUAGCAAAAGCUUUGUUGUGCCUCCAGUGGAUCUCUCAAUCAGUCCCAUAGCCAGCUGCAAGACUGAUGUGCUAGUAACAGAGGAUCCAGCAGACGUCCGGGAAGAGUCCAUCAGGUCCACAUACUUUGAGACCGUGGACGACCUGCUGUCCUCAUUCGGCCCGGUACGGGACUGUUCCAGGGACAACGGAGGCUGCAGGAAGAACUUCAAGUGUGUGUCUGACCGCCGAGUGGAUUCCACAGGCUGCAUGUGUCCAGAAGGCCUGCGGCCCAUGAAGGAUGGGUCGGGUUGCUAUGACUACUCCAAGGGGACCGACUGCUCGGAUGGCUUCAACGGCGGCUGUGAGCAGCUGUGCCUCCAGCAGCUGGUGCCCCUGCCAGAUGACCCUACUUCCAGCAAUGUGCUCAUGUUCUGCGGGUGCGUGGAGGAGUACCGGCUGGCCCCAGAUGGGCGCUCCUGCAUAAUGCAGACGGAGAGCUGCGAGGGGCCUUCCUGCCACCGGCGCAGCAGCCGAGGGAACGACACCCUCUUCGGGGAGAUGCUACGCGGGUACAACAACAAAACCCAGGAGGUCAACCUAGCCCAGGUCUUUCAGAUGAGCUUCAGGGACAACAACUUCAUCAAGGACUUUCCUCAGCUGGCUGAUGGGCUCAUGGUGAUUCCCCUGCCUGUGGAGGAGCAGUGCCGUGGGGUGCUCUCGGAGCCGCAGCCCAACUUGCAGCUGCUGACAGGAGAUGCCAAGUUCAGUGAGGCAAUGGGCUACCCUAUGGUUCAGCAGUGGAGAGUUCGUAGCAACAUGUAUAAAGUGAAGCUCAGCUCCAUCACACUGUCUGCAGGUUUCUCCAAAGUCCUGAAAGUAUUAAACUCAGAGAGUACAAGAGAGGAGCUGCUAUCCUUUAUCCAACAAUAUGGCAGUCACUAUGUGUCUGAGGCACUCUACGGCUCCGAACUCGCCUGCACCAUCUAUUUCCCCAGCAAGAAAGUUCAGCAGCAGCUCUGGCUCCAGUACCAGAGAGAAGCAACAGAUCUAGGCAGCCGGAGAGAACUGAAGUCCAUGCCCUUCAUCACUUACCUGUCUGGACUGCUGUCGGUACAGCAGCUGUCAGAUGACCACCUGGUGUCUGGGGUAGACAUACGAUGCGAGGAGAAAGGCCACUGCCCGGCGGCCUGCCACCUGUGCCGCCGGCCCGGCCGAGAUCAGCCGAGCCCCACUCCCGUUCUUCUGGAAGUCAGCCGCAUUGUGCCCCUCUACAUGCUGGUGCAAGACAACAUCACUAAGGAGGCUUUGAGAAGCGCCACAAUGAGCUCAUACUGGUGUGCUGGAAAAGGUGAUGUAAUCGAGAACUGGUGUCGCUGUGACCUGAGUGCUUUCAGCAAGGAUGGCCUGCCCAACUGCAGUCCACUGCGCCAGCCCAUCCUGCGGUUAGCUCCUUACCUGGAGCCCUCUAGCACCAUGGUGGCUCUGGAGUGGCUGGAUGUAGAGCCCCUCAUUGGAUGCAAAGUCUCCGACUACAUUAUACAGCACAAAAGGGUGGAGGACCCAUCAGAGGCAGAGAUCUACACAGGGGAGAUACUUAGUUUUGCAGAUGACCUCCUGACUGGAUUGGGAUCAUCCUGUGUGGUGGCUGGAAAACGAUAUGGAGACCAUCCCAAUGCCAUACUUUACUCUGUGGUGUUCAAGUGCCUGGAGCCAGACAGCCUCUACAAGUUCACGCUGUCUGCAAUUGACAGCCGAGGACGACGCUCAGAGUCCAGCUUUGUUUUUGUCCGGACGUCCUGUCCUGUAGUUGAUGACAACACCGCUGAAGAAAUUGCUGAUAAAGUGUACAACUUGUAUAAUGGCUACACCAGUGGGAAGGAGCAGCAGACAGCAUACAACACACUGAUGGACAUCCCUCCACCGAUGCUGUACCGGGUUCAGCACCACUACAACUCCCACUAUGAGAGAUUUGGUGACUUUGUGUGGCGGAGCGAGGAUGAACUGGGGCCCAGGAAAGCACAUCUGAUCCUACGGAGGGUGGAGAAUAUCAGCCGCUAUUGCGGGGCCCUCCUGCGCAGCACAUACAUUCGAAGCCGGACGGAUACUGUACCAUACGUCUUCUGCCGGAGUGAGGAAAUGCGGCCUCCUGGCUCAGUGUGGCACAGCUCAUUGCAGGAGGUGCACCUGUCCUGUGUAGAGAAACUUAUGUCUGUUCCACGCAAUACUUAUGGAGAGUCCAAGCUGCGGUGA
This is a messenger RNA of Scleropages formosus (Asian bonytongue), 4687 nucleotides long. Its product is annotated as astrotactin-2-like. Gene Ontology annotation, biological process: neuron migration; neuron cell-cell adhesion. The transcript is spliced from 23 exons. The record is from RefSeq and is a predicted model, not a curated record. Gene Ontology annotation, cellular component: endosome; membrane. NCBI's taxonomy places the organism in Eukaryota, Metazoa, Chordata, Actinopteri, Osteoglossiformes, Osteoglossidae. Gene Ontology annotation, molecular function: protein binding. Bases 728 to 4687 code for a protein of 1319 amino acids.